CGCGCGCAGGCAAUUACAGUCCUGCUAUCCUGUGUGGACUCUCGGACGUUAAGACUGAACCCCGUUGUGUGAGCACUUUCUGCCUCUCUAAAGAUUCAUACAACGACAUUUAAAACCUUCUCACCGCAGACCUUUACGCUGCAAGCCACGGCAGCGUGUUUGGAGCAGCCUGGCGGCGGUGCGAGCAGGACUGCCGGGGUGCCCUGAGUGAACGUGCCGGGGACAGUGUGGAGGACCGGGCUGCUAGCAACUACUCGGACUCUGUAAAACAGCGAAGGAACCUGAGGGUGGAAAGAGUGUACGCCUUAUUUUAAGGUAGCCUGCCCUCAAAAGGCAAAGAGGAGAGUUUGGGGCCAUUUCUACGAGAGCAGCAUCCGCACUUCGAAGUGACGAACUUCACUGUCGCCGUGGACUCGAUGCUGGGAGCUGCUGGGCUGAAGGAGUGAGGAGAUGCGCGGUGUAACAUGGAUAUCCGAAAAGGGAUAAAUAUCAACAAACACAGCAGGGAACAUACUCAGAAACACCGGGAAAGUGCCGAAAAGGACAAAGCCAGGAAUCUACACACCUGUGAUUUGAUGUGAGCUCGUAUUGACCUGAGACUAUUAAAAUGGAGUUGCUAUGGAAACUUCUACUUCUGCUGUCGUUGGUGGAGUGUAUGGCAGGAAACGGAGUCCUGCUGCGGCCUGUGUUCACCAAACAACCUGGCAGUGUGGUGUUCCCCCUUCAACCUGGCGAGAAUCGCAGAGAAGUGGUGUUCAGCUGUGAGGCCCAGGGACACCCAACACCCUUCUACAGGUGGAAGCUCAACGACUCUUUCAUCAUGCCCAGACUGGGGUCACGCUACUCUCUCAUGGGAGGAAACUUACACAUCAGCCAACUGAACAAAGAGGAGGAUAUCGGCAUCUAUCAGUGCCUGGCAUCAAACACCUUUGGCACCAUCGUCAGCAGAGAGGCCAGUCUACACAUUGCCUACAUGGAGAACUUCAAGACCCAGAGAAGAAGUCCAGUGAGGGUCCGUGAAGGUCAAGGAGUGGUCCUUCUGUGCGGCCCGCCUCCGCACUCUGGAGAACUAGCCUUCACGUGGAUCUUCAAUGAGUACCCAUCGUUUGUCAUCCAGGACACGCGGCGGUUUGUGUCCCAGAAGACAGGAAACCUCUACAUCGCCAAAGUGGAGCCCUCUGAUGUGGGCAACUACACCUGUGUGGUCACCAACACGGUCACCAAGAGCAGUGUUCAAGGACCACUAACUCCUCUGGUGCUGCGGGUUGAUGGUGUGAUGGGCGAAUACGAGCCAAAGAUUGAAGUGCAGUUUCCUGAAGUUGUCCCUGUUGCUAAAAGCUCAACCGUCAAACUAGAGUGUUUUGCACUUGGAAACCCAGUGCCAACCAUCAGCUGGAGAAGGCAGGAUGGAGCCUCUUUUGGCAGGAAGGUGGACAUAAAUAAAGCCAGCGGCGUGUUAGAAAUCCCUUACUUCCAGCUGGAGGAUGCAGGAAUAUAUGAAUGUGUGGCUGAAAACACCAGAGGAAGAAACUCGGCUAAAGGAAAGCUGUCUUUCUAUGCUGCACCGCACUUGACUGAGAAGCCUCAAGAUGUUCAGAAGACCAUUGAUGAUAUGCUGGUGUGGGAGUGCAAAGCCAGCGCCAAGCCCAAACCCUCAUACUGCUGGCUGAAGAAUGGAGAGCCUCUGGACUCCAUGGAACACGAUAGGGUCCAGGCGAAUAACGGAGUGCUGACGAUCAGCAGCUUGAAUCUGGCUGACAUCGGCAUGUAUCAGUGUGUGGCGGAGAACAAGCACGGCCGAAUCUUCACCAACGCUGAGCUCCGAGUCGUAGCCAUCGCUCCAGACUUCUCCCAGAACUUGUUGAAGGCCCAGACUUUGGCCCGACAAGGCGGCGACGUUCUGAUCGAAUGCAGGCCCAGGAUGUCUCCUCGGGGUGUCAUUUCAUGGAGGAAGGGGAAAGAAGCCCUUAGAGAGAGCCACAGAGUUACUGUUUUGGAUAAUGGCAGCCUACGGAUUUCCAAUGUUACGAAAAUGGAUGCCGGGAUCUACACGUGUGUGGCCAGAAACCAGUUUGGAGUAGCGAGCAGUGCUGGCAGCCUUUUGGUGAAAGAGCCGACGGCGAUCACCAGCCCAGCAGGACAUCUGGACGUGACCGUGGGUGAGAGCAUCGUGCUGCCCUGCCAGGUGUCACAUGACCCCACGCUGGACCUCAAGUUCACCUGGUUCUUCAACGAGCAGCUCAUCCACUUUGGAAGUCACUGGGCGUUUUUUGAGAAAAUCGGUGGGCGCUCGGCUGGUGACAUAAUGAUACGCAACAUUCAAUUGAGGCAUGCUGGGAAAUACACGUGUGCUGUUCAAACGAAGGUGGACAGUGUGUCGAUUGCCACUGAUGUGGUCGUCAGAGGUCCCCCCGGUCCCCCUGUGGACUGUCAGGUGACUGCGAUGACGGAGACCACUGCCUCCGUGUCCUGGGGUCCCGGGAUGGACAACCACAGCCCCAUCCUCAGCUACACCAUCCAGGCCAGAACGCCCUUCUCUCUUGGGUGGCAAGCCGUAACAACCGUUCCUGAGCUUCUCGGGGGGAAGCAGCUGUCAUCCACCGUCAAUGAGUUGAGUCCCUGGGUGGAGUACGAGUUCAGAGUCCUGGCAACCAACAGCAUAGGAACAGGAGAGCCCAGCAAACCCUCCAAAAAGUCCCGUACCAAAGAAAUGCUUCCCCGGGUGACGCCUGGCAGAGUGAACGGAGGAGGUGGAGGACGCUCAGAGCUGGUCAUCACUUGGGAGCCCGUUCCUGAGGAGCUCCAGAGUGGGCCGGGCUUCGGCUACGUGGUGGCUUUCCGCCCACAGGGGGCUCAGGGCUGGAUGCAGGCUGCUGUCACGUCCCCCGACGCCUCGAGAUACGUCUUCAAGAACGACAGCAUCCCCCCCUUCUCCCCUUACCAAGUCAAAGUCGGGGUUUACAACAACAAGGGAGAAGGACCUUUUAGUCCGGUGACCACCAUCUACUCGGCGGAGGAAGAGCCCAGCAGAGCUCCAGGCAGGCUGAGGGCGAGGAGUGUAUCAGCGUCCGAGGUAGAGGUCACCUGGAAGCCGCUGGCCUGGAGCAACAACCGAAGACGCAUCCUGGGCUAUGAGUUGCAGUACUGGGGUGAGAGGCAGAAGCAGGACACAGCCAGUGUGAUCAGGACAGUGGGGAAUAAAACGUCAGUACUCAUCAGAGAACUGGAGGGCAGCAGUACAUAUUACAUGUCCCUGCGGGCCUACAACAGCGCCGGAGUGGGUCCACAGAGCAUCAUAGUCAAUGUCACAACCAAGAAACCACCACCCAGUCAAGCCCCUGUCAAAAUCAUGUGGAACACUUCCAACUCCAAGGUCAUCCUGAGGUGGGACCAAGUGCACGCUCUGGAGAAUGAGUCAGAAGUCACCGGAUAUAAGGUGAUGUACAGCCAGGACAAACACAGCCACCCCAGUGUGGUGGAGACCAACACCACCUCCUUGGAGUUGUCGCUGCCAGUCAACCAGGACUACGUUAUCCAGAUAAAACCCUUCAGUGAGGGAGGGGAAGGCAGCAGCAGCCAGAUUACCAUCCCCAAAAUAGCAGGCUCCAUAGCCAAAGGAGCAGCUCCAGAGUCUUCUCCAUAUUCCUUGGUCAACCUUGCAGCGUUAAUCAUCACAGCCAGGACUGUACUAUGACAAACAUCUGCAUCAACCAGGCGCUACAGCUGCUUUUUAGGAGGAGAAACAGCAGGUCAGAGACAACAAGAGACUGACAGCCGCAUUUCCACCUGCUCCCUUCCCUACUGUGUCUUUCCUCUUCUUUCUACAAAGAUCUCUUUGUGGGGAAGUUUCUCUUUCACCGCCUUUCAGAAGGAGUUAUUGAAAGGAAGUGGCUCUUUCAGAAGUUGCUUUUAAGGAAGUGAAAGGACACCAUGACUCGACGGCAGUCUCUUUGAAUGAUGUUUCUUUCUUUGCCCCCUUCUAAGCAGUGGAUACUCUCAUAUGGUUUGAACCUCGGAGGCGGUGGUGUGUGAUGCACAAUAGGAUGUGUAUAUGUUUUCUCUUUUGGACUGUGCAGGUUCUGUGAGAUGGAUUUUGUGUGAACCUUUGGACUUUUUUUUUAUGCUGAGAUUUCAUCUUGAAUAGGGAUGGAGGAGACCUUGCAUAGCUCAUAUUCAUGUGAGUGAAGUUACAUUUAAGACAAGAAAUGGGUAAAUUGUUUGGAAAACCAACUGUUACUAAUCCCUGCCAAAAAACAGGGAGCUAAGCCUCAUUCCUUUCUGACAAACAAGAAUUUGGGACCUUUGUGACUUUGCUUGGAUUUUAUUCAUGCUUUUACGUUACACCACAUUACAUCCAAACCUCAAAGUUGCCAUGAAAAUGUAAACCAAAGGUAUUGAAUCGACUAGGUUCAGUUCCAACUGUUGUAUCUUUGUGCGAAAAUGCAGCGUGUACAUCCCCAAUAUGGCUUCAGUUGUAAACAGCAGACUUGUGUUGGUUAAUUGAUGUCUUACCUUUCUCCCACAUCCGUGAUAAGUGUGUAACAAAGGCUUGCUGAGCAGUGGGAGCCGCUUUGUUGUACACUGUAUGUUUGAAAUCCUCAGGUCCCAAAUGAGCCUUAAGUCUUUUGAUUAGUAUCCAUGUUGUUAUUAUUCAAGAGAGUUUUAUUUAUGUUUCCUCCUCCUGCAUUGUGUUUUGGCUCACUCAUGCUGUAACCUAUGGAUAACUGACCUUGCCCUACACUUUGUUGAUAAUUUUAACGUUUGUUACUUUUUAGAUCAUAUUUUUGGCCGUUUUGGGCUCAGAAACAACAUGCCUUUCUCCUACGUCUCUCAUGAUGAGCAUUGUGAUACAGUGGCAGUGAUACUGACUUUUCUAUCUUAUUUAAAGUAGGGGAUAGUGUUUCACUGUCAGCUGCUGUUUGGCAUGAGAUUGGUCAGUGUACGUACCUACGUUGCUUAGGAUGUCUGGAUGAAUCAACCUGCUUUUAAUAAAUAUAAUGCCAUU
Trematomus bernacchii (emerald rockcod) is the source of this 5005-nucleotide messenger RNA. It is a transcript of the gene cntn3a.1, whose product is annotated as contactin 3a, tandem duplicate 1. NCBI's taxonomy places the organism in Eukaryota, Metazoa, Chordata, Actinopteri, Perciformes, Nototheniidae. The transcript is spliced from 23 exons. Gene Ontology annotation, molecular function: cell-cell adhesion mediator activity. Gene Ontology annotation, biological process: cell-cell adhesion; brain development. The coding region runs from base 608 to 3694 and encodes 1028 amino acids. The record is from RefSeq and is a predicted model, not a curated record.